Molecule: messenger RNA, 1824 nt
Organism: Caenorhabditis bovis
Lineage: Eukaryota; Metazoa; Nematoda; Chromadorea; Rhabditida; Rhabditidae
Source: the annotation of a GenBank genome assembly
AUGUCGACUGAAUCCCCGAAAGGGGACUGUCUUGUUGCUCGAGCGGUUCCACUUAUGGAUCCCGCUGAGCAACUCUCGCAGCAUCUUGAGAAACUGCGAAUCGAGGAAGCAAAUCGUCGAAAAAAUUUGAAGUAUGAGGCGGUGAACAGCGUGAGUCCAGCGGAUUUUGUAACCCUCCAGAGUAUUCGAUCAUCAGCAUUGGCACGAAAAACUAACACAACGUCAAAACUUUCACGAAACGGACCCGCACUUUUAGGAGACCUUCUCAACACACAUGCAAUAAAGGGAGACAAGAAGCAAACAAAGUCGGCAGGCGAGAAAAACGAAAAGACAACAACUACCGACGAAAAUUCAAAUGAGAGGAACGAUGAGAAGAAUAUUGAAGGCGGUCGGAAGAGGGAUUCGAAGAAGGACAUAAAAGAGAAAAGAGCUGAAGAGAUCGACAGCGACCUGCUUUCUCGUGGUCCCGUUCGGCAUGUUCGCCCGUCACCGCCAACCCAUCCAUAUCAUUACGGCCAAAUUCCCUAUGGCACAGCUCCGCAAACUGAGAUCACCGAUAUUUCAAUGUACAUUGGAUAUGGAAAUGGAUACGAAUGCGGAAGCACGUGGAACUAUAAUCUUUUGAACGGGUCGCAUUCAGCCUCAACAACGCCGGACACAGUGUCUUCGGAAGGCUAUAAUUCGUCAUCACCGUCUCAAGACAGUCCAAAGGCGACGCGGCAGGACUUGAUUGAAAAAUUGCAGAGCACAGGUGAGAAUUUUUUGUCCGACGACAACGAGCUGCCGGAGAGCCUUCAAGAUUUCAUACUACAAUAUUCGAAUCAGUACACGAAAGAAGAAGGCUCCCGAAUUCGGCCACCAUCGACUGAUUCGGGAGUUUCAUCGCCAAUGUCGGCGCGAUAUGCUCCAUACGAUAGUCCGCAGAUACCACAAGGAACCAGCAGCAGUGGACCUAAUACUCCAUCACAAACCCGCCUAAGUCCAAGAUCCUCAGAUGGUAACACAGCGAAAGCCCGACUUCAUGCGCUCAUCAAAGAAAAAGAUUUGGCGAGUGGUUUCCAUUGGGCCGUCACAUGCGCUACAGCGUCAUCGCAGCUCUCUCGCGAUAACGACGGUGACACACCGCUUCACAUUGUUGCCGCGCACAUGGAUUUGGCAAAAAUUUAUGCGCUUUGCGAAACUCUCAGAAAAACGAAAAAGGACAAUGAGAAUCCAUUCGAUGUUACCAAUAAAUACAAUGAGACACCAUUGUACAUCGCCGCGGUUCAGGGAAACGUUGAGGUAGUUGAAUACUUGUUGGAGCUCGGAGCUGACCCAAACGCCUACACCACACGCGGUGAGCGAACAACUGCUCUUCAUCAAGUUGCCAUUCGCGGAAACAUGGAAAUGCUCAAUACUCUUAUCAAUAGCCGUGGAAUCCGAUUGAACGAUAUGAAUGGUCGAGGUGAGACCACGGUUCUCCACGCCGUCAGGAUGAACGGAAUCGUCGACGAGCACAGCGGCGAGCCGCUUGACACCAGAGAAGUCAUUGGACAAUUGUUGCGCGCUGGAGCCGAUCCGAGCAUCGCGGAAAACAUCACCGGAAAAACCAUUGUUCACUAUGCUGUCAAUCGCAUGGACGUCGAUAUGCUUGAUUAUCUCAAAUCAUUGGUCGAUGAUGAUGUGUUCACGGAGCUCGCGAAUCGCGCCGAUUUCCACGGUGACACCGCUGUUGAUAUUCUGUGCAGCUCAUUGCCAUCGGAGCCAACAGACCCAAAAGUGCGUCAAGAAGUUUACAUUCGCCUCUUGGCUUCCGGUGCCAUUGGAAAUAUGUCGCGCGCAUAA